Molecule: messenger RNA, 1822 nt
Organism: Juglans regia (Persian walnut)
Lineage: Eukaryota; Viridiplantae; Streptophyta; Magnoliopsida; Fagales; Juglandaceae
Product: AAA-ATPase At3g50940-like
Exons: 2
Coding region: 166-1665 (499 amino acids)
Molecular function (GO): ATP binding; ATP hydrolysis activity
Source: RefSeq, a predicted model, not a curated record
CCCCAAAACACUUUCUGAGAUCGGCCUUAUCUUCUUCCUCCAUUUGUCCUUGACAAAAUACAGACUAUAUUCGCAUAAAUCCAGAGCACGAUCUCAUCUUCAUACACCACCAUAGACAAGGCGAAUAUCCCAUUGGAAAGCUUGCUGUUUCCAAGGCUUAGAAUAAUGGCAGAAUCUUCGCCGGCUGACAGCAAGAUGGCAGCAGCAAAGACUGUUCUCUCCGCGGCAGGCUCCCUCGCCGCCACUGCGAUGGUCGUUCGGUCGAUUGCUCGAGAUUUCUUGCCCCAUGAAAUCCGAGCCUACUUCUUCUCUGGCAUCCGAAGCUUCUUCAACCGCUUCUCGUCCCAGCUCACCAUGGUUAUUGACGAGUUUGACGGCCUUGUCUACAACCAAAUAUACCUUGCCGCUGAGAUUUACUUGGGAAGCAAAGUCUCUCCCAACACGCAGACCCUAAAGCUCAGCAAGUCAGGUAAAGAACGCAACUUUACGGUCACCAUGGGAAGCAACGAAGAAACCUCGGACGUCUUUAAUGGGGUCCGUUUCGAUUGGAUUUUGGUCUGUCGCCACGUCGAGUCCAGGAACUUCAACAACCCUCGCGACCUCACCUCCACGCUGCGCUCUGAGUUACGAUCCUUCCAGCUUAGUUUUCACAAGAAGCACAAGGAUAUGGUGCUGAACGCUUACUUGCCCUACAUUGUGAGGGAAGCCAAGUCGAUGAUGCAAGAGAGCAAGACCUUGAAGAUCUUCACCGUCAGUGACGACAGAAUUUACGGAAAUCUUGUGAACAUGUGGACCGGCACGAUCCUUGACCAUCCCGCGACGUUUGACACGCUCGCCAUGGACACAGACGUCAAGAACUUCAUUCUCAAAGAUCUCAAGAGGUUCGUGAGAAGAAAAGAGUAUUACAAGAAGGUUGGGAAGGCUUGGAAGAGAGGGUACCUGCUGUAUGGUCCUCCGGGUACCGGGAAAUCGAGCUUGAUCGCUGCAAUGGCGAAUUAUUUGAAAUUUGAUAUCUAUGAUUUGGAGCUCACGGAGCUUCAGUGCAACUCGGAGCUGAGGAGAUUGCUCAUUACGAUGGCGAAUCGGUCGAUUCUAGUGGUGGAGGAUAUCGAUUGUUCCAUUGAGUUUCGGGACCGAAUGGCUGAUCAAUCAUCAAAACAAUCGCUCCGUGAAACUGAUGAAAGACAGGUGACAUUGUCAGGGUUGCUCAAUUUCAUUGAUGGGCUUUGGUCGAGUUGUGGCGACGAGCGGAUCAUCGUGUUCACCACAAACCACAAAGAAAAGCUCGACCAGGCAUUGCUGCGGCCGGGACGAAUGGACGUCCACAUUCACAUGUCUUACUGCACACCAUGCGGAUUUAGACUUCUAGCUUCCAAUUAUCUUGGGAUUAUAGAUCACCAACUAUUUGAUGAGAUUUUGGAGUCCAUUGAAACCAUAAAAGUAACACCAGCUGAAGUAGCUGAGCAGCUCAUUAAGAAUGAGGAUCCUGACAUAGUGCUCAAGGGAUUAAUCGAGUUCCUCGAUCUGAAAAUGAAAGAAAACGAGAAAGCUAAGGCCCAAAAGCAAAGUGCGGAAAAAGUUGAGAGUGUGGAAGAUGAAAAAGUUGAGAGUAAUUAUGAUCAAGGCUAUGCCUUAUUGCUCAACGCUAAGGCUAGGGUUCUUUAAGAGGAGGCUCAUUAAUUUAUAGGAUGAUCAGAUCAAUAUAGAGGAUAUCUAUCUAGCUAUUACGAGAAGAAGAAAGUUGAAUGCCAAUAUUGUAAAAGAUCAUUUUGUCAUUACAAGACUAUGUUUCCAAAUUAGCUUUAAUAAAUUGUAUUGGGUA